AUGUCUUGCUACAGCGAGUCCUACAGACCCUGUGGGGUGACCUGCCCUCAGCCAAAUGCCGAGACCUACAAUGAGCUGUGUGUGCAGCAAUGCCCCGACUCCAGAGCAGUGAUUCUCCCACCACCAGCUGUGGUGACAGUCCCAGGACCCAUACUCAGCUCUUUUCCUCAGGAGAGUGUUGUGGGAUCAUCAGGCCCAGCCUGCUCCUUUGGUUUGGGGGGCUAUGGGAGCUCUCUGGGCUAUGGGGGCUCCUUUGGCUAUGGGGGCUCCCGGGGCUAUGGCAGCUCCUUUGGUUUGGGGGGCUAUGGGAGCUCUCUGGGCUAUGGGGGCUCCUUUGGCUAUGGGGGCUCCCGGGGCUAUGGCAGCUCCUUUGGUUAUGGAGAUGACAUGGGCUACGGGGGCUCCCUGGGCUAUGGGGGCCAAUAUGGGUCCAGCAGCUUUGGCAACUGCGGGAGGUCCUACAGCUCUGGCUUCUCCUCCUGUGGCACGGGAUAUUACCUCCCUGGUGCCCAGAGGUGGGGCAGGUCCCGCCGUGGAAGCUGUGGGUCUUUCUAA
Grus americana (Whooping crane) is the source of this 555-nucleotide messenger RNA. RefSeq names its product scale keratin-like. The transcript is spliced from 3 exons. Bases 1 to 555 code for a protein of 184 amino acids. The record is from RefSeq and is a predicted model, not a curated record. Gene Ontology annotation, cellular component: intermediate filament. Gene Ontology annotation, molecular function: structural constituent of cytoskeleton. NCBI's taxonomy places the organism in Eukaryota, Metazoa, Chordata, Aves, Gruiformes, Gruidae.